AUGGAGGAUGAAGAUCCCAACCAACAGGAGCAUGAUGGCACCCCUUCUCAGAUGUCCCGACUCGAGGCAGAAGCCCGUGGCUACACCCUGUUUAGAGUCUCGGACAAAGAGUUCAUGAUCAAGGUGAGCAGGCGCCGGUGGGCGGUGGUCCUGGUGUUCAGCUGCUACUCGAUGUGCAACGCCUUCCAGUGGAUCCAGUACGCCGCCAUCAAUAACAUCUUCAUGAACUUCUACGGGGUCAGUUCCUUUGCCAUCGACUGGCUGUCCAUGUGCUACAUGGUGACCUACAUCCCUCUGCUCCUGCCAGUGGCCUGGCUCUCGGAAAAGUUCAGCCUGCGAACCAUCGCCCUCACUGGCUCCGCUCUCAACUGCCUGGGGGCCUGGGUGAAGCUCGGCAGCCUGCAGCCACAUCUCUUCCCAGUCACCAUGCUGGGCCAGGUCAUCUGCUCCGUGGCCCAGGUCUUCAUCCUGGGUAUGCCCUCCCCCAUUGCUUCCGUCUGGUUCGGAGAUGAUGAGGUAUCAACAGCCUGCUCCAUAGCUGUCCUCGGCAAUCAGCUUGGAAAUGCCCUUGGGUUCUUGGUCCCUGCUGUCUCAGUACCCAACAUCUACAACCCUGAUGAGCUUGCCUACCACAUCAGCAUCAUGUUCUACAUAACAGCAGGUGUGGCCACUCUGCUUUUCAUCCUUGUCAUCAUCGUGUUCAAAGAGAAGCCUAAACAUCCCCCCAGCAGGGCCCAGUGCCUGAGCUAUACCUUGGCGUCUACUGAUGCUUCGUACUUAAGUUCCAUCAUCCAACUCUUCAAAAACUUCAGCUUUGUGCUGCUAGUCAUCACCUAUGGUCUGAAUGCUGGUGCCUUUUAUGCCUUGUGUACCCUGCUGAAUCGCAUGGUGAUCUUCCAUUACACGGGGGAAGGUGUGAUAGUUGGAAGAAUCGGCCUGACCAUCGCUGUUGCAGGAAUGCUUGGGACUGUGAUCUCAAGCAUCUGGCUGGAUAGGACCAAAACCUACAAGGAGACCACCCUCGUACUCUACAUCAUGACUGUAGUGGGCAUGGUGGGAUACACAGGGACCUUGAACCUGGGACACCUGUGGAUAGUAUACAUCACUGCUGGCAUAAUUGGCUUCUCCAUAACCGGCUAUCUCACUCUGGGGUUUGAGUUUGCUGUGGAGCUGACAUACCCGGAAUCAGAAGUUGUGUCGUCUGGCCUCCUCAACGUGUCUGCCCAGGUAUUUGGGAUCAUCUUCACCAUCUCCCAGGGCCAGAUUAUCGACAACUAUGGAACCAUGCCUGGGAACAUCUUCCUGUGUGUCUUCCUGACCCUUGGGGCAGUGCUCACUGCAUUCAUUAAGGCAGAUCUCCGGAGGCAGAGGCUCCUGAGACUUGUUCCUGAAACAAAACCCUAG
Molecule: messenger RNA, 1404 nt
Organism: Budorcas taxicolor (takin)
Lineage: Eukaryota; Metazoa; Chordata; Mammalia; Artiodactyla; Bovidae
Product: feline leukemia virus subgroup C receptor-related protein 2-like
Exons: 11
Coding region: 1-1404 (467 amino acids)
Biological process (GO): transmembrane transport; heme export
Cellular component (GO): membrane
Molecular function (GO): heme binding; heme transmembrane transporter activity
Source: RefSeq, a predicted model, not a curated record